GUUACGUUUUCAGAACGUAGACAACGCGGUCGCCAAGAGUAUCUCGUCAACGUAAAAACUCAAGCCUACAGUGUAAUGUACUACGAGAAGUACUAACGAUAAUGGGGUUAAUAAUUUUGUCGAGAUCUCGGUAUAUCGGACCGUGUAAUGUGUUGUGUGAAUGUGUUUCCACUGCGUACAUGUAAAUGUCUUACAACGUUUAUUAUCCAAUAUUUUUUGUCAUGAAACAUAAACUCAAAUGAGGCGAUUUAUCUUUGAAGAUGAACGGGCCGGGCUACGAUUACUCCGUGCCUACCUCUACAGCAUUCUACGCUACUAAUAACCGCCCUCCGCAAUACGAUCGUGGCUACGGACAGAUUAGUGUUGGUCCACUUUACAGUCCAUCUUCGCAUCCUCUUUCCAACUACGCCGAUAUUUAUGAAGGCAAUAAUGACACUACACUUCGGGCCGAAGAAAGACAUUGGUACAUAGAAAACCAUAAAAACUUACAGCCCACUUAUAACAUAAACCACGAUACUAUUACCCACGAUGCCAAAAGCAAAAAAGAAGAAGAGAAGAAAACUGAAGUUCCUGUUAGAUCAGAGACGUCUCAGGCGAGACAGAGAAGGAAAGAGGAUCGAUGCUCGUGCGAAUGCUGGCCUAGUACAGAAGUGAAUGUGGCACAAGAAACUAAUGGAAAUGACGGGACUCGGUCGCUUUCUGGAGUCGAUAUUGUCGCCUCAUAUGGCGUUUAUGGGAAUCCUCACGAUGAAGACAAUUCGGGUUUUGCACGAAUUACCGAGAAAAGUACAAUUUACGGACAAGGCAGCGAUGCCCCCGUUCAGGGUGUGAUUGUGAAUCAACAAGGAAAUAGUGCCGUUGUGCGAUCAGGUUCGGCAACGGAACCCACGUGUGGAAAGUGUUGUGUGUGGUCGUCGAACCCCCCAGCAGCUAAUUCCGAAGAUUAUUGUUGGAUGCAUUACUGUCGGCCGGCGUUAAUUAUUUUACUGCUUCUGUUUUUUCUAGUUUUGUUAGGAGUUUCGACAGGGUUCCUACUGACAAACAAUUAUUUACAUUAUCAACCAAGACCCCCGGCUCCGGAAGAUGGCAAGGAGUAUUUGUCCACAUGUCAUCUCGACAAGCAUGCCUGCGACAAUCAACUGAACGUGACUAUCAAAUACCAUGGAAAAUGCGAUCCAUGUUCGGAGCACGAAUGCGCCGAUGGAGGAGUUUGUCAGCUGAAUGAAGUCAGGUCACCGACCUGCCGAUGCGGUCCAUCUUGUGAUUUAAUCGUACGACCGGGCUCAGCUGUGUGUGGCUCCGAUUACAAAGACUACCCCAGUGAAUGCGCGUUACGAAGGGAGUCGUGCCGAACUAGACAACAGCUCACUAUAGCGUACCGUGGAGAAUGCGCUUCAGCACAACACCCGUGCGACUCUGUGAAGUGCGGUCUCCGAGAAUUAUGUACUCUGGAUGCGCGCGGUGUUGCUGUGUGUGGAUGCGGCGUGGAAUGCGAGGCGAUCGUCCGGCCAGUGUGCGGAACCGACGGACGGACGUAUGACAGCCAUUGCCAUCUAGAGCGCGCCGCGUGCCUCGAUAACCGAGAUAUCCGUGUUGCGUACGCGGGACCUUGUGGUGAGUCGAAUUCGCGAAUCAUCUGGCCGAUAUGGGCAAUACAAUGCGAGUCACGUCACUUCUCGCAAUCUGGGUUUGGAAAAUCCGUGCGCUCGUGCGUCGUGUCCGUGGGGCGGCGGUUGUGUUGCGCGUCACGGCGCAGCGCAAUGUGCUUGCCCGGUUUGUGA
This is a messenger RNA of Bombyx mandarina (wild silkworm), 1781 nucleotides long. Its product is annotated as agrin. The record is from RefSeq and is a predicted model, not a curated record. Lineage: Eukaryota; Metazoa; Arthropoda; Insecta; Lepidoptera; Bombycidae. Gene Ontology annotation, cellular component: extracellular region. Gene Ontology annotation, biological process: multicellular organism development; cell differentiation. Gene Ontology annotation, molecular function: collagen binding; extracellular matrix binding; protein binding.